AUGAUGUGCCGUUGCAUGUGGCUGUCAUUGGCACUGCCUCUGCUCUCCUGCCCUCUCGCAUAUGCCCAAAGCUCCUGUUCUCUCCUGGCUUACACGGUGCCUGCCGGUUUCCCAACCAGCCUAUUUCCCUCGUACUAUAUUCCCCCUUCCCCAAGUCAAGAGCCCCAACCCAUUCUUUUUGACCCGGCACUAAACUAUACCUUUCCCCUCGAAUUGACAAACCAGACAAACAUCCCGCAGGAAAGUGAAGAUCCCGUCUACUAUCCCACGCCCCUCUAUUCAGUCACAAACGGGAGUGCGAUUGUGGCCAAUGCUAUCAGCCAAGUCAACUCCAUCCUGGCAACCAAUGCGACAAAUUGCACCAAAUGUCUCUCGGCAUUGGAAGUCGGCCAGUAUGUCGCGCAGCGGGUCCCAUCCAUGGUCCCAGAUUUGCUGGUCCAGUUGUGCAUCAGCAGCGGCUUCAUGUCCAACACGAGCUGUCAUCAAAAUUACGACGCCGAAAACUUUGGCGCCGUCUACACCCAAGUUCUCGCCCUAGGCAACAUGUCUGGAUCUGACGGCCAGUAUCUGUGCAACUAUGUGAGCGGGAACUUCUGCCCUCGUCCGUUCACCCUUCCCUCCAAUACAACGGGCUAUUUUGGUCCAAAGCCUGCCAAUAUCACAGUGCCGAAACCCAGUGGCAACAGAGUCAAAGUCAUCCAUAUGAGCGAUUUUCAUAUUGAUCCGAGAUACGAUGUUGGCUCCGAAGCAAACUGCACCAGUGGGUUGUGUUGCCGUUCCAACAACCCCACGAGUGCUUCCGGUCAACUGGAAAUCCCCUCACCACUAUACGGGUCAUUCAGGUGCGACAGUCCUUACUUCCUUCUGACGUCGGCCCUGGAGUCGAUCGGACCCUUGACUGGCACGACGUUCAACAACAAGUCCGAAAACGACCAAUUCGCCUGGGGUAUUUACACUGGCGAUUUGGUUUCUCAUGAGUCCCAGAACGAGCUGUCCAACAACUACACCGAAUACGCCGAGGUCUCGAUCUAUCACAUGAUCAAGUCUUAUAUUCCUAGCGGCCCCGUCUUCGCCGUGCUCGGGAACCACGAUAGCAACCCUGACGGCAUUGAUUCUCCGCACACCUUGCCAGGAAAUCUGGGCCAGCAACAGUCUUGGAACUGGAACCAUGUCGCUUCGCUGUGGCAGCAGAACGGCUGGAUUAGUGCCGAGGCCGCAAACGAGGCCCGCAUGCAUUACGGGGCUUACAGUAUCAACCAUCCGAAGUACCCUCAGUUGAGGAUCAUUACUUUCAACACGGACUUCUGGUACCGAAGCAACCUCUUGAAUUAUAUUAACACUACGGAUCCGGACAACAGUGGAGUUUUCAAAUUCGUGGCGCAAGAGCUCGCAGACGCCGAGAGCAAAGGGGAACGCGUCUGGCUUCUUGGGCAUGUCUUGUCCGGCUGGGAUGGUUCCAACCCGAUUCCCAACCCUACAGAUCUCUUCUACCAGAUGGUUGACCGAUACUCUCCACAUGUGAUUGCCGGUGUCUUCUUCGGCCACACUCAUGAAGAUCAGUUCAUGAUUUACUACAGCAAUAACGGCACCACUCAAGAUGCCGCGCACGCCGUCAACGUUGCUUGGAUCGGGCCGAGUGUGACGCCCCUCACCAAUCUGAACUCCGGCUACCGCAUGUACGAGGUGGACACGGGAGAUUUCUCCAUCUAUAACGCCUAUACGUAUUACGCCAACGUGAGCGCGUUUACAACCCUCAACCCUGCCCAAACCGGCCCCGUCUGGAAUUUUGAAUAUUCUACCAGAGACACAUAUCAAGUCGGGUGGCCUGAAGAUGCGCCUCUCAACGCUACAUAUUGGCAGAAAGUCACCGAGGCCAUGGAGGCAAAUCAUACGCUGGUGAGCAUCCACAACACUUUCCAGGGGAAGACGAGUGUCAUGAGUCCCAACUGCACGAGCAACGCCUGUGCGGCAGCCAAGAUCUGUUACAUGAGAAGCGGGAAUGUCGCAUUGGGUAGGGAGUGUCCUCAAGGAUUCGGCUCCGUACAGAGCCCCUUCACCGGGAAGAACUUCUAA
This is a messenger RNA of Fonsecaea multimorphosa CBS 102226, 2073 nucleotides long. RefSeq lists its product as uncharacterized. The record is from RefSeq and is a predicted model, not a curated record. The transcript has 8 exons. Lineage: Eukaryota; Fungi; Ascomycota; Eurotiomycetes; Chaetothyriales; Herpotrichiellaceae. The coding region runs from base 1 to 2073 and encodes 690 amino acids. Gene Ontology annotation, molecular function: hydrolase activity.